Messenger RNA from Aureobasidium melanogenum CBS 110374, 1836 nucleotides. RefSeq lists its product as uncharacterized. Gene Ontology annotation, molecular function: chromatin DNA binding. Gene Ontology annotation, cellular component: nucleus. The record is from RefSeq and is a predicted model, not a curated record. Lineage: Eukaryota; Fungi; Ascomycota; Dothideomycetes; Dothideales; Saccotheciaceae. The transcript is spliced from 3 exons. Bases 1 to 1836 code for a protein of 611 amino acids.
AUGGACGGUCAUGGCACAAUCAACCCUGCUGCGCUCAACUCAACCCUCGACAACUCGGCAUAUAACAAUCGAGGCUUGAAGCGCAGCCGUUCCCCGGCCGAACCCGCCGACACCGACGACUUCAAACCAAGAAAGCGCGGUCGCCCGCCCAAGCAGAAGACUGCCGACAGCCCGCAAAUGGCAUCCCAUCCUGUUCAACUAUCGUCGCCGCUGGCCGUACAGACUCCUCAAAUCAAGCAAGGCGGAAACCAGUCCUCGCCUUCGCAGGCUUCACCACAGCGACAAACACCAGCCUCCGGCCAAAAGACAACAGUCGUCAAGGCCCUGCCUACUGUCCGAGACCACACCACGGAUCAACUCGGCGCCGAGGGCGAUGAAUACAUCCCACGUGAAAUUGACGAAGCUGGCGAAAAGAAGGUGUCAAGCAAUGGCUAUCCGCUCGAAGGUCGCGAGUAUCGCAUCAGAACCUUCACCGUGCCCAACAGAGGCGAAAAGCUGUUCAUGCUCGCCACCGAGUGCGCACGCGCUCUAGGGUACCGCGACUCGUACCUGCUUUUCAACAAGAACCGAUCGCUGUUUAAGAUCAUCGCGAACCAACCCGAGAAGGACAACCUUAUCCACCAGGAGAUUUUGCCAUACUCUUAUCGUUCGAGGCAAAUAGCCAUCGUAACAGCGAGGUCAAUGUUCCGCCAGUUUGGAAGUCGCGUCAUCACAAACGGCAGACGAGUUCGUGAUGAUUAUUGGGAGUCCAAGGCAAGAAGUCAGGGUUUCACAGAAGAAGAUGCAGCUGGAGAGAAACGACCCGGUGCCGCCAAGCAGAGGGAAGCAGCGGCCGCCGAAGCCAGCACUAACACCACUGUUCUGACUGCUAUGCCUCACACGGACAUAAUCUACACCAACGGCCCGGGCCUUGACCAACCCGCUGUCCCGGCAGGCAUCCACCCUGUUACGCUCGCUCCUCUUAGCAUGAUUAACAUGCCACUUGAUGAUCCCCGGGUUGCUGACUUCCGUGGCAUCGCUCGUCCUAGACAAGAGCUCACCGGACCUGCCUACCAAGAUCGCACUCAGCCCAGUAAUCCUCAGGAUGUCUUCAAUCAGGCAAACCAGGCGGCUGAGUUUAACAAGUCUCUGACUCAACAGCGUGUUGUGCGCAGCCAGUACUACGAAGAUUAUUGGAAACGUCCUCACGAGCCUCCAACUCCUCCUCCUCAGCCGCAUAUGCCCGACACUACAGACAUGGGAACCGUCGCUCCUCACAAUCUGCAGUCGCCCCAAAGUCGCCUGCCAUCUCUCUCGCAGCCUUCCAUGAUGGGUCACCAACAAGCAACUGCUCACAUGAUGCCUUCUCAAUUCCAUCAGCCCAACCAACAGAACCCCAUGCAGUCGCCCGUUCGCUCCAUGCACCAGCAGCUUCCUUCAUCGCAGAUGCACCAGACUUCCCCCGCCAUGGCUAUGGCUUCUAUGCGCCAGCAAACUCCCUCAUACGGCUACCAGCAAGGUCAAAUGUGGCCGCCAUCGCAGCCCCAACCUUCUCCACUGUCCCAAGCGCACACAAUGGCUCAGUUUCAGCAGCCUACUCAACAAGCUUCCAUGCAUCCCCCUCAAAUGGCUGCCAUGGGUGGCUAUCCCUCUAUGAACCAUCCCAUGGGCGCAGCCGGCGCCUUUGCUGGUAUGAACCGUAACAUGUAUCAAGCUAGUCCGAGCCCGCAGCAUUUUGCCAUGCAACAGCAACAGCAGGCGACACCCGCGCCACCCCAGCAGAUGCAUGGAUGGGCACCUCCCACCACAAAUCCUGCUACUGGCAUGACUCCCCAAGACUGGCAACGCUACCAAUAG